Messenger RNA from Condylostylus longicornis, 3181 nucleotides. RefSeq lists its product as uncharacterized. Bases 101 to 2995 code for a protein of 964 amino acids. Lineage: Eukaryota; Metazoa; Arthropoda; Insecta; Diptera; Dolichopodidae. Gene Ontology annotation, molecular function: metal ion binding. The transcript has 6 exons. The record is from RefSeq and is a predicted model, not a curated record.
AAUUCUUUUUCUUUAAUAUCCAAUCAAAAAAUUUUGAAUUUUACGCUACAGAAUAUAAUGUUUGUUACUUUGUUUAACUGAAUAAAAUCACAUUAUCACAAUGGACGACAAUUUAAUUGAUGAAAUUUUGCAUGAUAGCUUUGACUAUGGUAUCAAGUUUUCCAAUAAGACACUUGGUGAGCUUAUCAAAACCAAAAAUAAGAUGAUGGAAAAUACCAAUUUACAAUUAUUUAAACAAAGAGUUGUUGUAAAAUUAACAAAUAUUUUGAACGACAAAAACAAAGGAUUUAAGCGUUUGAAAACCAACUUGACAUUAAAAAAUAUAAAAUCAAAAAAUAAACGAAAAGCAGACAAAGAUUUAUUUAAUCAGGAAAACUUGGAAAAUGGUGAUAAGGACAAAACAAAGACUUUAAAUAUAGAAGGUAAUUUAUCUGAACAUUCCACAGAUUUAAUUAAUGAAAAUAACAGCAUCUCAAACCUUAGCGACCAAAUUGAUAAUUCAAGUAGUGUUACAGUCAUUAGUUCCACAAAUUCUUCAUUGGAAUCAAGCUCACCAAAUACUGUGAGUAUCUUGCCCAAACAUAAUUCUGAAGAAUUUUCAGGUAAUAUAUCUGUAAAAUCGGGUUCACAAAGUACUAAGGGUGUUAAACUUAAUAUAAAACUACCAACUACUUUGCAAUAUAUGUCAAAUCACAUGCCUUUAACUAUAGAAGUGGAUUUAACGAAAGUAAAUUUUUCUCAAUGUAUUGAACAACAUAAUGAUAUGACUUGGAAUACAUCGAAUUUACGCAGUAAAGCUUUGAAACGAAAAAAAUGUUCCAUACCUGCACAAAAUGCAAAGCCGAAGAUAAACAUUGCAAUAAACAAGGACACAAGAUCGAAUAAUAACUUAAAACAAUUUUAUGAAAAUUUCAAUGGGAUAAAUGAGAUAGAUGAAGAAAAUAUUUCGGAUUGUACUAGUGUAAUGGUCUCAAAUCAAUUAGAAAACCCAGAUGAAAAUGCUUGUCAAAAUCCGAGUAUUGAUACAACGAGUCGAUUAGAAAUUCCUAAUGAAAUUAGACUUCCUGUUGGUUCUAUAAUAACAAAUGAAAAUGGUACUAUAAUUGUAUCGUUGCCACAGAAUGAGAAAGGCGAUUCUAACGAAGACCUUUACUCUAAUACCUUACGUAGUACUAUACCAGAAGAUGCACUAUCAUCUUUAUUGAGCACUUCAUCGAAUUUAAUUUCAAAUCAAUCAAAUAGUAAUGAAGAAAUAAGUACAACAAUUCAAUCUAAUAUCACAUCUGGAUUUCCGGAAACUAUAACAGAAAAAACUAUAAUUAAUGUGAAAUGUCCUAAUAAGAAUGUUGAGGAUGAAAGUGGAGUACCCAUUAAGUUAGCUAAAAGCGAUUUAAACGCAAAAGUAAAAUACCGAAAUAUGCCGCUUUUAGAUGAUUUGCCAAUUGAUAGUGAUAUCGCACCAUUAGAAGUUGUUCAAGGGAAGAAAAUUGAAAGUGACAAGAAAGAAACUAAAAUUCAAGACAACUCAUCUUCAACACAUAAAUCCAAUUUAACAAAUAGUUUGGAAGACACUGCUGGAAACGAUGGAAUAACCAGUAAUUUUAAAAGUAAUGAAUCUUUAGUUUUAAGUUCAAAUUCAGAAAAUCAACACACAAGAAAAUCAAUAGAACGUAAGGAAAAUUCGCCGAAACAAGAUUUUUCGAUUAUUAAUCCUCAUGAUGUUAUUGAUGAUUUCUUAAGCAGUGCUCAUCAGACAUUAGAUUUCGAACCAGAUGACGAUACUCUUAGCUUAUGUUGCUCUCCUAAUAUUUUUGAUGAUAUUGAUAUUCCAAGCGUGAAUACAUCUGAAAAUUUAAAGAAUGAUGAAACAAAAACGAAAGAAAAAACUUCUAUAAGCUUCAAUUGCUCUACCAAUAUAUUUGAUGAUAUUGAAAUUUCCAAUCGGAAGCUGCUUGAAGCUGAUACUUCCAAAAAUGACAAAAUUCUAUCGAAAGAAAAAGAUGAGUUUCCUCUAGAAGAGGAUUAUUCAAAUUUUGAUAUUUUUGGAAUUCCUAGAGCGCAAAAUAAGUCGCAAUCGAAAAGUGAUAAUUCAAAUUUAACCAAAAUUUUUAAAAUACCAAAAUUAUCUAAAAAUUCACCAAAUCCAAUAAAUUCUCAAAUUGGUCGUUAUAGUAGUGUAACUGAAAUUGACAAUGAUCCGCGACCUAUACGUCCUUGUUGGCCAAAUAAUCCUACGAACAUUGCAAGACCACCACCGAAUUAUAGAAUUGAUUCGAUACCUGAAGUCAAUGAUAAUGUAAAUAAACGAUUGAAAAACGCGAAUAUUCAAAUUGCUCAAGUAUUUGACAAACCAUGCUUAGAUUAUUUGAAAAAUUCUUGCGAUAAAGGCACAAAUUGUCGUCUUAGGCACACAUUUUUAGACCAAAAACAAGUCAAGGAAAGAGUCUUAUUAUUUGGUGAACAGCAUGUUAUUUCUUCAUAUAAUUUUAUUAAACAUCAUGAAAAAUUAUUUCACCAUUAUUUUAUAGUGUUUUGUGAAAUUUUUUUGGAAAAAAAGCAAUUGAAUAUGUUAAAUAAAAUGAUUAAAGAUUGUGUUAUUUACACCGAAAAAUUAUAUUACUUAAGAACCUUAACAAAAUUUUUGCAAAAAUUCGGAAAAACAAAAUAUGAAGCUUUACAAUUAAUUUUUAGACUUCUUGAAGGAAUUCCAAAUUUGGAUCAUGUGAUAAUUGAUAUGAUAUGUGAUGAUGACGUCGUUCUAUAUUAUUUAAAUAUUUUGAAAUAUUAUUUAAAUUCUUCAUAUAAAUUCCAUACGGCGGUAGCAAAUAAAUUAUCUUCAAUUUAUCUUCAAAAUCCGAAUGAAGAAUUAUGCAAAAUAAUUCUUGAUAUAUCUUUGAAUACCGCAGCAAAUUUUCCAAAUGAAAUAGCAAUAGAAAAAAGUGAAAAUUUAAUAACAUUUUUAGAAAAAUGCCAAACUAUGAAUCCACAAUAUUAAGAAAUAAUUUUGUUAAAUAAUAAAAAGAAUAACUAUAAUAUGACGAAAUUGAAAUGAAUUCAAAUUUUUUGGCCGAUGAAUUUGAUAUUAAGGCCCCGGAACUUUGUUAGAUAUUUGGUAUGCGUAUGUACAAAAUGUACGUAUGUGUAAGUAAAAUUUAUAAUUUUAAAGAAUACUAUGUUUAUU